CACGGGGACAUCAACCACACCGUUCACGACGACCAACUGCAAGACAACACCUCCAGCGCGGAGAUCCCGGCUCGUACGACCUCCUAGUUCAAGUCCGAAUAUCUACACCGCAUCAGAACACUUUCAAAAAUAUAUAAUAUUCAUUCGAUAUAAUAUCAACCUGCGCAAUUCCACGCCUAAGCUUCCCUCCUCUCGCCACUCGUCCGCCCUCCGAUCUUCCGUGUUAGUGUUGGGGAAUCUCGAAUAUCAAACCAAACACUCGAGUCACUAGCCAUGUUUCCCACCUUUACUGGUAGCUCUAGGAAAGGUCGAAAUGUCAACCUCAGCGGUCAACGGACAAGCAACCCCUUCACCAGCACCUCAUGGGGCGCCGGUUCAGCGACGGGAGCUUCCAAAACAGUAGCGCAUGCCCAAGCAGAACGUCAGCAAAGGCAACAGGAACGAGACCGGCUCAGAGCGGCGCAACGAAUACAACGAACAUGGAGGGGACAUCGUGUGCGACGAACCCUACGAGAUGAACAACGCCAGGCUAUCGACCGUCUGUACGAAGCGCAACCCGUUGAUGCUGGGCAGAGGUCAGCGCAGGCAUUACCUCUGGUGUUUGCCGCCUUCCAAGCUUUCAACGUACAAGACCGUCACAGGCUAGCUUUGGUUACCGAAGAUCUUCUCCAGACAGACUUCUCUGCCUUUAGCUUGGUAUUCUUGGGGUGGGACAAACUGGGCAAACUAAGGCGGAUUUUACUUGCUGCUCUGACAAGGUGUGAUCUCGGAAACGAGCAGACUCAGGUGGCUCUUUUCCUACGGGCCCUUGAUGCGAUCAGGACCAAGACGUCGGACUUCGAGACGUUUGGACAAGUUCUGGGAGAGUGGUACAAGGUACUCGGAAGGUUAUGCCAGGAGACUGGUUUGCCCUCUUCUGUCCAAGAGCUCAUUUGCAGUCUGGUGGUUGCACCGCUUGAUGUACCCCACGAUUUAGACUUCAAACAUACAGCCUACCAAAACUUGGUUGUUUCUUUUCUGACACAGCCCGGCCCGGCGCGAUGCUCGGACCUGAUUACGAGACUAGCCGCCAACAUAGACCUAGAUCGGCUGUCAAAUUAUAUCAUUGACCUCUCGCAUAAGCUUUCAAAGCAUGACCCGAACGCUGUCCUCUGGCUUAUCGCACACUACAUUGCGAUCAAUGGGGCGAAGGAACAACGAAGCUCAAGGCUUCUUUUCAUCAAGACCCUAGAAUCACUCUUCCCUCUGUGCUCAGCCCAGAUAAGGGCGGGUUUUGCCGUUGCUCGACCAAAGGACACGGGUUACUUUGCGGAAGCCGAGCAAGAUGGAUCCGACGUUCUGCAUCCCUUUGUGCGACAACAGCUUCAGUCGCUAGUUGAUAAAGGAGCCAUCCAAGACCUUCUAAGCGCUUUUACCGCAACUACCGGGGAAACCUCUACUUCGGCGGAUGACGACGCCAGUUACCUCGCUGGUUUCAUCCUGACUUUGAUCAACUGCUUUCCUGCUUUUAGCGAGGACAUUCGCAUGUUCCUCUAUGUGGCUGACAUCUCCACUGCCCAAGGCCGUAUUCCAACGGCCAAGUACUUCUGGAGUGCUACACAAAAGACGUCCGUGUUCUCAGAGAUUGCGUCCAGCCAGGACUCCACGCUAGACUUUCUUCGACGCAAACCGUCAUCACCAGCUGCCGAGGCGGUGUGGCAUCGAGAAUGGAAAACUGUUCUUCUGUUCCUUGAAUCGUACAUCUUCGUUUUGCGGCUCAUGGACGACGAUGAUUUCUUCAGCACUUUAAACCCCCAUCCUAACUUCGGCGGCCCUUCCUCUCGACUACGUCUGGCGGGAAUGUCGCUGAGCGAACUGAAGCGCUUGACACAAUUUCUCAAGCACCUCAGUUUCACAAUGUACUACAAUGCUAAGGAGCUACUGACAAACAGCCCUUGGGCCGAGACGCCCAACUCGAAUCGCCCUAGAGGCGAUGGCGGUCAAGCUUCCAAAAAUGAUAGCUUCCUUCCUCCUGCCGGAGUUGAUUUCACUACGCUCAGAGACUUAGCAACGACAGCCAUGAAGAUGCUUUACGAACGGGACUCGAGACGACCAUUUUUGCCCGAAGGCCACUGGCUGAUGACAUCCAAGUUCGACAUGGAAGGGUUCCUUGCGGCUGUGGUUCUUGAAGAGCAGAGACAACACGAGCUGAGCAAUACCGAAGAUGGUGCCGACAGCUCCGAGGAUGAUCAACAGGAAUGGUCUCACUACGCACAUCUUGAGAGGCUCAGGCAGAAGAAUAGGAAGGCCGCCCGCAACCACUUAUUGUCUGCAAUCACCCCGAAGCUUGAGAUUCUGCGCAAUAUGCCUUUUGCUAUCCCAUUUGAGACGCGCGUUCAAAUCUUCCGACAGUUCAUCCAACUGGAUAAGCAGCGCAGACGUGGAGGAGAUGGCGAUCCAGACAUGUGGAGAGCUCAUAUGCUACGCAAUGGCUUUGGUGCCCAGCACCCCCUGGGUAAACACACGGCUCGGAUCCGAAGAGGUCGAGUUUUUGAGGAUGCCAUGAAACAGCUUUGGGAGUUGGGCGAAGGACUCAAAGAGCCGAUCCAGGUUACGUUUGAGGACGAAUUUGGAAUGCAGGAGGCGGGUAUCGAUGGCGGCGGCGUCACCAAAGAGUUCCUUGACAGCGUAACUACAGAGGCAUUUACCCACACCGAACUCUUUGUCACGAACAGCAAGAACGCAUACUACCCAAAUCCCACCCUUAUCGAUCGGAUCAGGAACAUGCGGGUAGGAGAACCGGAAGAAACACAGCGUGCUGUAGAACAGGUGCUCAAAAUGUACGAAUUCCUGGGGCGAAUUAUCGGCAAAUGCAUGUACGAGGGGAUCCUGAUCGACAUCGUCUUCGCCGGCUUCUUCCUCCUCAAAUGGGCCACCGCCAACGACACCCCAGGCGGCGGUAGCAACCCCCUAGCAUCAUCCUCCUCCACCACCGCCGGCUACCGCGCCAACAUCAACGACCUGCGCGAACUCGACGAGGAGCUCUACCAAGGCAUGCUAAGCCUCAAAAACUACACGGGCGACGUGCAAACCGACCUAGCUCUCGACUUCACCAUUACCGACCCCAUCAACUCACCCGGCGAACCCACCCGCACCAUCAUCCGCCCGCUAAUCCCCCACGGCGACUCGACGCCCGUCACCAACGAGAACCGCCCCCUCUACAUCUCCUACGUUGCCCGCCACCGCCUCGUCCGCCAACCCUACCCGCAAACGCGCGCUUUCCUGCGCGGUUUAGGCUCCGUCAUCGACCCCAGCUGGCUCUCCAUGUUCAACCAACUCGAGCUCCAACGCCUCGUCGGCGGCGACAGCUCCGAAAUCGACGUUGAAGAUCUCCGUCGCAACACGCACUACAACGGGGUGUACCAGAUCGGUCUUGAUGGGGAGGAGCACCCCACCAUUCAGAUCUUUUGGGAGGUGAUGCAUGAGCUGAAGGACGAGGAGAGGAGGGAGGUCCUGAAAUAUGUGACGUCAACGCCGAGAGCGCCGCUGUUGGGGUUUGGUCAGUUGAGGCCCUAUUUCACGAUCAGGGAUGCCGGGCAGGAUGAGGACCGGUUGCCGAGUGCGAGUACGUGUGUGAAUUUGCUCAAGCUGCCGCAGUAUCGGAGUAAGGGGAGACUGAAGGAGAAACUGCUGUAUGCGGUGAAGAGUGGGGCUGGGUUUAAUUUGAGUUAAGGAGGCCAAAUCAUUUAGGGCUGCGGUUAUGGGGUUGAAUAGUACAGAAGAGCGUGAGGAUCUGCGGUUGACAAGAUGGGAUUGAAUGGGAUGGGAUGUUGUUAGGUUUGGCGUUCAGACGGUUUUCUUGUCUCAAGUCUUGUUUGAGACUAAAAGCAUUAAAGCAGCUGAUAAUUCAUUCAUUCACUUGAAGCCAAAUUGACUGAUUGCUACUUCCUACUUGAUUAAGUGUAUAUUCGAUCAUCUUUCUCCAUCGUUGUAGUUAAAGCCCAAAGCAAUGAUUAACAUCUACUUCACGCACAU
Messenger RNA from Neurospora crassa OR74A, 4014 nucleotides. Its product is annotated as E3 ubiquitin-protein ligase. The record is from RefSeq and is a predicted model, not a curated record. Gene Ontology annotation, molecular function: protein binding; ubiquitin protein ligase activity. The coding region runs from base 274 to 3711 and encodes 1145 amino acids. Lineage: Eukaryota; Fungi; Ascomycota; Sordariomycetes; Sordariales; Sordariaceae. The transcript has 4 exons. Gene Ontology annotation, biological process: ubiquitin-dependent protein catabolic process; protein polyubiquitination.